Molecule: messenger RNA, 556 nt
Organism: Musca domestica (house fly)
Lineage: Eukaryota; Metazoa; Arthropoda; Insecta; Diptera; Muscidae
Product: cytochrome c oxidase subunit 6B2-like
Exons: 2
Coding region: 173-400 (75 amino acids)
Cellular component (GO): mitochondrion; respiratory chain complex IV
Source: RefSeq, a predicted model, not a curated record
ACAACGAGCACACUAUUCAGCAACGAAUAAUUCAGCAAAUACGAACGAAUUGAAGCUACGAAAAUUUUCAAUCGGCCACAUUAUUAGGAUCGUGACAUAGUCAGUCAGCGUUGAAGCAGCGAAAAUUUUCUUUUGAGGAAGCAAAGAACCUACAAAAGGCAACACUACAAACAUGACUAAAUUGGAAACCGCUCCUUUUGAUCCACGUUUCCCCAACCAAAACGUGACCCGUUACUGCUACCAAUCCUAUGUGGAUUUCCAUCGCUGCCAGAAGAAACGUGGUACCAACUACGAACCCUGCAAUUACUUCAAGAAGGUCUUCAACUCCAUGUGCCCCAAUGCCUGGGUUGAAAAGUGGAACGACCAAAUCGACAGCGGCACCUUCCCCGGCAGAAUCUAAAUUCUUCAGUAUUGGUUAAAUUGCUGUGCAGAAGAAGACACUUCUAAUGAACACCUAGCUUUGUAACUGUCGUCUAUUGUUAUUGCAAUCCACAAAAUUACCAUGAAUUGUGAAUUCUAAUUUAAAAUAAAACAAAGAAAAAAAAAACAAACAAAA